UCUAUGGACCUAUCAAAAUAGCGUUACCUACUUAGCGUUGCGUUUUCCCUCCUUCUUCUUUUACCAACAAGCCAACAAGCAAAUUGUGGCAUAUUGCCGAAGUUAAAAGUGUGUCGAGUUAAAGUUGGAUAUAAUCUACCAUUAUUGUUUACUAUCCGAAAUUUAGGAUGCGUAAAGUUUCUAAAAAUCGUGCUGACGAUGAUGUCGUUUCAUCUACCAAUGGGUCUGGAUCCGUGGCCAACGAAGAACGCCAAGAUGCCGAUCAACCCGAGGAUCAGAAUGAUCGAGAGGACGAUGAAAAAAGCGCCGACGAAGCAGACGACAAAUCGGAUGAAGAUUUUGUAGAAUCACGUAAAAAGAGUAAAAGUAAGGCCUCAAAGAAAAAAAAAUCCGAUAGAAAAAGUAGCAAGAAAGAUGAAGAAGAUCAGGAAGAAGAAUAUGAGGUGGAGAAAAUCAUUGAUUCAAAGAGAAUCAAAGGAAAACUGCAUUAUUUGAUUCGUUGGAAGGGAUAUUCUUCAAGCAAUGAUACUUGGGAACCACAGAAUACUUUGUCAUGCCCUGAGUUGAUCAGCAAAUUUAAUGAAGAAAAGGAGAACUCUAAAAAUAGUUCACCCAAAAAGGGUACCAAAAGGAAAGGGAGCAAGAAAGCAAGUAAAUCCCAAUCCCCUGCUAAGAAACCAAAAACUGUCUGGGAUGAAAAGAAUGUUGAUGAAAAUGCUGAGUAUGAGGUGGAAAGAAUCCUUGAAGUUCACCACAAAAAGAAUGGUGAUCGCUCCUUCCUCAUCCAUUGGAAAGGAUGGUCUAACAAAUUUGAUUCAUGGGAACCAGAAAGCAAUUUAAACUGUCCAGAAUUAAUUAAGAGAUUCAUGGACAAGGUUGAUGUGGCUCGCUCCAAAGACGCGCGCAGCCUCCGAGUGGCUCCGGAAAGCACUCUUCGUUUCACUCUUCAAGACCCAUCGUCUGGUCGCCGACUGAGCAAGCGCAGGGGGCAACGCCAGCGUGUAAGAUACGACAAUGCAGAGUAAUAACGUUUUUUUUUUAAAUCAGGGAUUUUAUUUUAUUUGAUGCAUAUUGCAUUAGGCAUGUAUUUGUGUCUCAUUUUUCGUGUGUAUGAAUGUUAAAAAAAAACUGGAUGUGUUUAAAUAUUACAUAGGAUUAAUUAAUAUAGUUAACUUACAUAGUAUGUUAUUCAAUUGAAUAUUAAUAAAAAUAACAUUUAUUGAACAGAGUUGAGAUGUAUUGUGCAAUGAUGAUGUUUGUGUCCAUUAAUUUCUUUGCGAGCUUAGAUCUUGUGUGUGUAUAUAGUGUCUUUAUGUGACCUUUUAGAUUCUGGUUAAAUAAAUGUUUAGGAAAAUUUAUUCAAUUUGAUUUAAUACAUAUCUGCUUUAGUGUUUCUACUCUCGCAAGGCAGUUUCUAUUUGGAUAUAUUCGUAGUCUCAGACCAUUUAUGAGUGUAUAGGACCAAUUAUCGCAUCCAAAUUCACUAACAAAAUUAUCUGUCAUUUUCUGAGGAAAACAAGCUUAGUUUUGGUAUAUAUCUUAAACUAAACAAGAGGCUUUUGCAUGUUUUUUACUUUUAGAGAGCUCUAUUAUGAUAAAAAAAAAAUAAACUGUCUAUAGAGAACAGUUUAUUUUUUUUUUUAUCAUAAUAGAUUGUUGAUCAUAUACUUUGACAGAAAAUAUUAGAUAAAUAUGAAUAAGAUGAUACAGUAAUUGGUCUAAGCUCGUAGUAGCUUCUGUAGGUGUACACCUACAGAAGUGGACAGCCAAUGUAAAAACAAUGAAAACAAGUUUGUAUGUCUCGACGGCCUCCGUGGCGCGGUGGACUUACAAGACCAGGACGUUAGGACGUGCUGGGUUCGAUCCUCUGGCUAGUGGGAUGCUUCGGCCGUGGCUAGUUACCAUCCUACCGACAAGGACGUACCGCCAAGCGAUUUAGCGUUCCGGUACGAUGUCGUGUAGAAACCGAAAGGUGUGGAUUUUCAUCCUACUGCUAACAAGUUAGCCUGCUUCCAUCUAAGAUUGCAUCAUCACUUACCACCAGGUGAGACUGAAGUCAAGGGCUAACUUGUAAACAAUAAUAUAAAGAAAAUAAUGAAAAAUGUAAUGUAUAGACAAUGCAAGACAUUAUUAAUUUAUAGUCUACUUGUGAAAGUGGUUCAUAAGCAUUUCUCCAUGAUGUUUUUUUCUUUUUCAAAAUCAUUAUUUUUUAUCACAUUACCUCUGUAUCACAUAAAGAUAUGCGUCCAUAUAUCCGCAUCGCAAGUACCGAGAUGCAUCGCAUCAAACGGAUUUCUAUUUUCUUCGGUUUCUCAAUUCGACCGUAUAUAUAUAUUUUUUUACGGUAGAUUCGUGCGAUCAGUGGACGCACUUGUAUGACUUUAUACAAAGAGUACUACGAUCCGUUUGAUACGAUGCGUCCGAUACUUAAGAUUCGAAUAUGUGGACGCUUACCAUUAAUUUAAAGACACAUUUCAGCUCUAACAGGUGUCAAUAUAGGCAAACUAUUUUUCGGGAGUAGGAAAAAAAUAAACUUAUUUUAAAUUUUACCCUAGCAGAAACAUGUAAGAUUCAUGUAUCCACUUUAGGGUUCUUUACUAUAAUCAGAACUAUUUACAUUAAGCUAUAAAACACGGUACAAUUCAUUAGCAAAGAAAUAUCUUUUGAAGUAGAGUUAUUAUAAUUUUAAUAUUAUAAUAAUGUAUAAAAAAUAAUGCGGAAAUAUAAAUGCUAUGAAGCAAAAUAUCAUGUCGCAUUUUUUUCGUUUCUUUUGAUUAGGUAUGUAUAAUAUAAAUAUGCAUGUAAUCUAAGCGCAAUAUGAGUUUUUAUUUUCUUUUAUACUUCUAUUUACAUUAAGAAAUAUAUACGUUAAUGAGCUUCCAAUUGAGUUCUUUUUUAACCAACUUCCAAAAAGGAAGAGGUUCUACGUUCGGCUGUAUGUAUGUUUUUUGAUGAGUAUGGUAUUGGGUUCUAGUACUUUUGAGCUAUAAGCAUAUAUUUUAUUGAUAUAACACAGCAGAGAAAAACGUGCUGAUGAUUUUAAGUUCUGAUAAAUGGCUAUUGUGCUCUAUCAUUAAAACCAAAGGUUAAUGAGAAUUCCUAUUUAAAAAAAAAACAUUAUUUGUCACAUGAGAAAAAUAAUAAAAAUUUGACUUGCCCCACAAUAUUUUUACAGAAAUACACAAAUAAUUGCUUCUCUUUUCUUUUGCAUAGUUUGCAUUGUAAAAAUUUAAAACCUUAAUCACUAUAAUAAUUAAUAAUGUGACACAUACAUAGCUUUCAAUAAUAUUUUUAGAAAUCAUAAUUAACAAUAAGCAUUAGUAAAUUAGGAGUGGUGACAUAAUAUGUAUGUUACUAUAAAAUAAUAGUAAAUUAUGAAACACAUAGACUUUUUUUAAACUCAAGUGCAUUUUAAAAACCGAACAGAGAUGAGUUUGAAAAACCAAGUUAUGAACCGUUUCAUAGUCUACUUUAUCUAAUCUCAUGUCAAUAAAACCUUUGAGCAAAAAGAAUAUAAUUAAAACGUAAUCAAAGUGACAAAAAAAAUUGAAAUUCUUAAUCUGUGCAUCAUGCUAUCAGGAAUAGAGUUGCAUUUAUGUGCACCAUGGUAGUUUCUUAAGCUUUUUUAAAGAGUACAUUGUAUACCAAUAAAAAAAAUUUAAAAAAAUUUGAAAAAUCAUGAAAUGAGAUUCCAGAGCUAUGCUUGAUUGUAAUAGUAAAUGGUUCUUGUGAGGGAAGCUGUGCUAUAGUAAUUUAAUUUUAAUAAUGUCAUUAAGACACAUAUUUUAAUUUAAUAAUAGAAGUUUUAUGAUAUGAGAGUAGAUAACUAAUUAAAUAUUCUAUUGAAAUUCGUUAUUAAUAGAUAAAAGAAUAAUAAUUUUAUUUGUCUUUGGUAUUCUAUUUUGUGUUUUAUGUACGUAGUUUAUAAAUACAUUUAUUAUGUAUAAAAUGAAGGUUUUUAUGUUUGUACCAUAAAGCAUUCUAAAGUCAUCCAAUUAUAUCUGGUAACCGGUUAUUAGUUAUCAUCAAGUAUAGCGGCAAACAAGCUGACAGUCAAAAUAAAAAUGUCUUGACCUCUGUAUCAGUAAUGUAAUUAAAAGUCAAUAUGAAAUUAAUUAAAUUUGAACACUAUUAUAAUAACUAGCGGACGCCCGCGACUUCGUCCGCGUGAAAUUUAGUUUUUCACAAAUCUCACGGGAACCAUAAAUUUUUUCGGGAUGAAAAGUAGCCUAUGUGUUAAUCCAGUAAAAUCUAUUUCUAUUCCAAAUUUCAGCUAAAUCGGUUUUGUACAUCCAAAUAUUAUGUCACCUUACAAACACAAACUUACCUAUAUUAGUAUAGAUGAUGUUUGUUCAGUGUUUCAAAAGUAAUUGGUUUCCUGGAUCUGUGAUCGCCCAGACCACUGUUACUAGUGUAAGGCUGCUGUAGGGGGGGGGGGGGGCUUAACUGCAUAAAAGGACAUGAUCCUGACUCCUAAUAUAUUAAAAAGUUAUUGAGAACAAAUUGGAAUUGUUUUCAAAAUAUGUUGUCCAAAAGAUGAGAAGAAUGGAAACAAAACUAGUAAAUUUAUUGAGAAAACUUAAUCAACAUUGUCCUAGUAUGCGGUCUAUAGUUGGGAAAAAACAAAUCGGUAAAUUUAUGCAAAAAGCUUAUCACCAGUGUCCUAAUGUUGGGACAGCUUUUAUAGCUAACCCCUCUCGGCCUUGAUGGCCCGACUUCUCAGUUGAUAACGCGAUUACUGUAUAAUAUGUGUGCCGUAUAAAUGUAUUCAACUGUAUUUACAUGAUUGGUUAUUAAAUAUCCAAAGACGCGGACGCCCAAACAUACAAACUUUCACAUUUAUAAUAUUUGUAUAAAAUUUCUUUAUGUUUUCUUUUCUGUAUCAAGUAUACUGUAGUGUAUGGGUAAGAUUAAAUAGUUUAUCUA
Messenger RNA from Bicyclus anynana (squinting bush brown), 4926 nucleotides. Its product is annotated as chromobox protein homolog 3. Gene Ontology annotation, cellular component: pericentric heterochromatin. Gene Ontology annotation, biological process: chromatin organization; negative regulation of transcription by RNA polymerase II. NCBI's taxonomy places the organism in Eukaryota, Metazoa, Arthropoda, Insecta, Lepidoptera, Nymphalidae. The coding region runs from base 168 to 1025 and encodes 285 amino acids. Gene Ontology annotation, molecular function: chromatin binding. The record is from RefSeq and is a predicted model, not a curated record. The transcript is spliced from 6 exons.